This is a messenger RNA of Nothobranchius furzeri (turquoise killifish), 3762 nucleotides long. Lineage: Eukaryota; Metazoa; Chordata; Actinopteri; Cyprinodontiformes; Nothobranchiidae. The record is from RefSeq and is a predicted model, not a curated record.
UCACUAGCACGCAACAAAAGACUCACGACGUUUUGACCGAAGUCAGAUCAUCUAAACCAGAAUCAUGUUGCGCAAUACCACGUUUGCGUAAUAGCCAUGGAGAUUGGGGUUUGACGCAGAGGCGAAGCGCACCGCUGUGAGCGCAGGGAGAAGGAUCAGGGAUGGACACAAGGCUGGAGCUAUUAGGGUGCGACCUGUACUUAUCUGUAAAAGAGGAGAAAAGAAGAACAAAGGUGGAAAUGAGUGAAAGCAGCUGGCACCCAGACUUGGACACAGGUGUAACGUGAGGAAAUACGGGUGGACGGUGCAAAGGGAGCAGGCUGGGAUGGCGGUGGAAAUCUCCAAAGACCUGGUGGUUCAGGUGCUUGAAGACGUGAACGUCAUCAAGCUAACCACGAGACAACAAGUACUAUGUGCUGCUAUACGGAGAGGAGAGACCAAAUGUCUAGGGGUGACUCAGGUGAUGCUGGGGCUGAUGGUCAUGUCCUACUCCAUUCCUUUACACAUCACUGAGGCCACUGACGUAGUGACGUUUGGUGUUCCCUGGUGGACUGGCCUUACGUAUUGGACAAUCAAAAGGAAGAGACGGUCACAGUGGCUCUUCCCAAAGCAGCCCCAGGAAUGCGUCCUGCUCGGUAGAGGCCCCCACAGUCCCCUUGAACCCCUCCACCCACAGGGGAGAACAAAGGAAGGCCCUGCAGUGUUGUUGUUGGUGGUGAUCUGGACCUGUAUCUUGGAGUCGUGCUUGCAAGUGCCUUGCAACACCAAAUUCAUCGCAGCAGGAGUGAUUAUUGCCAUCUUGGAAACGCACUGCACCAUGAAGACUAUGCAGUUUUGUUUCAUGAUGAGCGUGUUAUCUGUGGUGUUAUCACUAGUGGCGAUGAUAAUCUACUCUGUGGACUUGAACAAUGACAUGUCCUGUGGAAUGGAACGGAAUACCAGCUGUGGGACGAACAAAUAUACGAGGCUGAGCAGGUGUUUAAAGGCUUCCCUCCUCAUCUUCACUCUGGCACAGACCGUGGUCUCAGCUGUCGUCUGCUUUCUGCUCGUCAGACUCCGACACUACUUUCAACAAUACAGUUCCAUCAGCCAAGCUGCUGAGCCCAUCACACCCUGAAAUAAUCCACCUCUAGAUAAAAGAUGGAGAUGGAAUUCCGGCCAUGCUCUGGUCUUGUUUAUCUAUGAUGUAACCACUGAGCGACAGACUUGUUGAGCCUCAUAAGGCAAAAGAAUCAAACCUUAAAUUGCUGAUCAGCAGAGCAGUGAUACUCUUACAUUAUGAUUGUUAAAGUCCAUCUAGGGACAAUGCUGCAAAUUAGCUGUAGCUAAAAGCAUUUAGCUACAAACAUGGGGCUGCGGGUUUACUGCUUGUCUAUGUGCUUGUAUCUGUCCCUAUUGAAAUAAACAAAAGGAAAUGAAACAAAGACGGGAACAUUAUCAGAGGAGUCAUUACUCAGCUAGAAGUAGAAAUACUUGGGUUGAAAAAGACGCAGUAGAAGUAUUCAUUCAAGUGUUUUACUCAAGUUAAAAAAGGUAGAAAUUUACUUAAAAUGUAUAUAUAUAUAUAUAUAUAUAUAUAUAUAUAUAUAUAUAUAUAUAUAUAUAUAUAUAUAUAUAUAUACACACACACACACACAUUCUCAUUUUCAUCCUGUUUUCUGUUGUAAUUUGAUCUUGUUUAGGAAAAAAAACUGGUCGGGAUUCAAACUUGCAAGCUUGUUGCUGAAAGGUCACAGUACUACCAACUGGACAACAUUCUAUAUUUCCUAUAGUGCUAUACAUGUCUGAUGCCCUCUGCUGGAGGAUCUUCAAGUAGCACAUAACCUACAUCUAAUCAAAACAACCAUUCCAACACAAUAGGGCCCAACAUCAACGCACUUCAGGGGGUACGGAGGGGUAUUCAUAAGGAGUUUCUACUUGUUUAGCAACAACAGACUGCUACAGUUUAUAGACCCUUUUACUGUUUGUAAACAAUAUGACGUCAGCGAGAAUGCGCGUGCAGCUUGGCAACAGAGAAUGGCGUUGUGUCAGGCUUUAUCAAGCUACGCUGCGGGGUUAUCACCGGCAAAUCUUGAAUGUUAUAUUAUUAAACUCACUUUAACGAAUGGCAACAGACUCCCGGAUCCCUGUGGCAUUACGGAAUGAGUGGAAGAUGUAGGUGCGUGGCCGGAUAUCCAGUGGCCCGAUACAUAUACGUUUUUAGUGGAGAGGCCCAGUAAGUACACACGUGAGAAGCUACGGGCGUACAAAUCGUUAGAUGCAUACAACUAUGUUGUCUGUGGCCACGUACAGAAAGUAAAACAUCACGACAUAGACUCUGAGUUUUGCUUCUUGAAGGCAGAAGUCCUUCCUAGCCAAAGACAAGGACACAAGACUGCUGUGUACGAGGCUUGGGUCAUAGUAAACAAACCAGAGAACUACGUACCUGCAUGGCAGGGUGAGUAUAGCAUAGGUUUCUUUUUUUAGCGUGCUCAGAGUACAAUCGUGUUAAUUUUAGAGAAAUACAGUUUAUACUAAAAUGCAGUGGGAAAAUACAGAUGAAUUAGAAUGAAAUGUUAAUGUGAAGCAUGAAAUAAAGUGUAUAAAUUUAUAUGUAACCUUAGUACAUAAUUACCUUACCUGAUAUAAAAUGGGCGCUACAAACUCGAGCAUUUCGGAUCGUGUUUUACGUCCAGUGUUCAUCAACCCUUUUGAUGGCCUGCAGCCACAGACGCCUCCGAUUGUGUUGAAAUGGAUUUGCUCCCUUCGGAAUUCUGUAAAGUUUCAGUCCACAGCUUGAAGAGAGGCGAUUCUGGCAUCCAUACACGCAACAACCCGACAUUUUUAUGUGCUCAGAACUUCAAAACAAAGGGUUUAAAACGCUGUUUUAGUAUCGAGUGUGAAUGAGGAAGCCUUCACUCUCGUUGCCAGGCUGCGCGCGCAACUUUUGAUGACGUUGGUAGUAAAAGGGUCUAUAGGGGGCCUAAGUCUCCUCCCUCUCCAGUCAACUCGGGUCCCUGAAUGGGCUAAAAGCACAUUUCUAACCUGCUUUGCCUCAGGCCCUGGAUCACACAGAUGCCAUUAAAUUUAAAUGAAAAGUAAUGCCGGGGGUUUGAGCACAACCACAUAAGCUCCUCCCCCCUAGCGUAGCUGCUACUUACCACAUGACCAGAUUUAUGGUGGUUCUUUCCUCCUGUGGGAAGUUUGCUGAACUUACAGCCCUUUCCCCUCAGUUUCCUCCAUGUCUGGUUUGAUGAUGUCACUUUCAUGAAGCGCAUUUGUAGUUCUGGACUUAUUUUUACACAAAACCUGAAGUAGCGUUACCCCUUUGGAAAAUAAGCGCGUUCUUGGUAUCAAAAUGUGUCUUUAAAAGUCACGGACAUAUGUGAACUCCAUGGAACAAAACAAGUGGAAUUAGAAAAUAGCGUUUUUAGCCCCGCUGACUUGCAUAAUUUUUCGUUCUUCUGGUGACCCGUGGUCCGGAAGUAGGUGGGCGUGGCUUAGGCUCCCUAUGAGCCCUCCCGUAUUUCUAGGGUGAAAAGGGAAACCACAGAAGUCCAGCGGCCAUCACUGAUUCUUUUUGGAUUGAAAAACUUUUCUACCUGGAGUUACUUUUAGUCAGAGGAAUGGUUGAAAUGAACAAAUGUGGAUGCUUUCUGCUCUAUAAUUCAACAUGUUGGUUGAUCUGACAUUAACUCCAUAUUGUUGUACUAACCCACAUUCUCCUGUUGCACUGAAACUGUAUCAUCAAUUAUACGAAAUAAAGAAACUGACUAAAUGACA